AUGGCUGGUUCUGUUGCUUGUUAUGUAUGUGAUCGAGAAUAUUCAGCAAGGAAGCAUUUGAAUGUUCAUUUGAGAAAUGUGCAUAAAAUUCAGCCAGGUGAAGAAGGUAUGAUAAAGUGCUCAAAAAGUGACUGCAGCUUUAAAUGCAGUUUUUUGGCUAAGUUGCGCCUACAUGUGGAGCAGGAGCACAUGGUUGAGAUGGUAAAAGAAAUUAGUGAAUUUCAAACAAAGGACAACUUUAUGAAGUGGAAGUCUGAGGAGGAGAGAAAAACAAAAAGUAGUUUUGUCUCUAGUUAUGGCACUAAGCGUUUAAAGGAUGGCACUGCAAAAACCACCUUUGUAUGCCACAGAAGUGGCACAUUUUCUUCGAAGUCAGGUGGCAAAAGGUUGUGUAAGUCCCAGGGCACUUGCAAGAUGGGAAACCAUUGCGUUGCUGCCAUAGAGCUUCACGAAGAAGAAAGUGGAAUCUGUAGUGUCAUUUACUACAGAACACAUUUCGGCCACAACCAGAACAUUGCUUUUCUGCAUCUCAGUGGUUCGGAUAGAGAAGCCAUCGCUGGUAAAAUUGCUGAGGGGGUCACUUUCCAGAGAAUUCUGGAUGAUGUGCGGGACUCAGUUCAUUCCAGCGGAAUGGAGAGGCUGCAUCUCCUGACUCGGCAUGACCUUCAUAACAUUAAGAGAGACUUCGCCAUUGGUGAUGAUCAGCAGCAUAACAUUGAUGAAGUCAGUGUUAGUAUGUGGCUGGAGAAAAUGAAAGACUGUGUUCUCCUCUAUAAGAAAGAAGGCGAGGCCAGGGAAGAUGUUGAUAGGACUGACUCGGUGACAGUGUUAAUGACUGACUACCAGAAGCAGUUAUUACAGAGAUUUGGACAAAAUAUUGUAUGUGUAGACUCCACACAUUGUACAAAUGUUUACAAACUGUUGGUGACCACAUUGUUAGUGGUAGAUGAUUUUGGUUCAGGUAUGCCAGUAGCAUUCUGUGUUUCAAAUCUGGAGACUACUUCCAUAAUGACUCAUUUCUUUAUUGCUGUGAAAGAGCUGGCGUCUUAAAAACAUCUGUAUUCAUGUCCGACGACACUAAUACUUUCUGUGGUGCAUGGUCACGAGUCAUGGGACCUGCA
This is a messenger RNA of Schistocerca piceifrons (Central American locust), 1121 nucleotides long. RefSeq lists its product as uncharacterized. The transcript is spliced from 3 exons. Bases 1 to 1050 code for a protein of 349 amino acids. The record is from RefSeq and is a predicted model, not a curated record. NCBI's taxonomy places the organism in Eukaryota, Metazoa, Arthropoda, Insecta, Orthoptera, Acrididae.